Trypanosoma theileri is the source of this 648-nucleotide messenger RNA. RefSeq lists its product as uncharacterized. Bases 1 to 648 code for a protein of 215 amino acids. NCBI's taxonomy places the organism in Eukaryota, Euglenozoa, Kinetoplastea, Trypanosomatida, Trypanosomatidae. The transcript has a single exon. The record is from RefSeq and is a predicted model, not a curated record.
AUGACGAUGAUGAUGAACUCCCAACAAGAGGAACAACAAUAUCGUAUUAUGCGGUUAAAUCGCAAACCCGCUGUUGGUCCAUCCCACCACUCCAUUCCUUAUAAUGAUACCGCAUCAUCUCCCACUCCCACUUAUCUCAAUAAUAAUAAUAACAAUGAUAAUAACAAUAACAGUAGUGCUCAUACAACCCCGACAUUACAGUAUUGUACUUCCCGUGUAGGGUUUGUAAACAGCAGAGAAACACCACACACAGGCCGAGCUGUCUUUAAAGGAAUACGGGCCACGACUGUUCACAUUGAACGUGGAUCGGCUCGAGUGCAGGAUGAGCCAUUUCUGUUAUUCGCCGGUCGACGGCCCGCCCCGAGUGGUGUUUCCACCGCCAUGCAGCAACACGUCCAUUUAUUUCACGAUCCAGUGAAGAGCAAUGCAACCACCAUAACGAGAACAACAACAACAAUAACGACGACGACCACCACAACGACAACAACAAGAAGAGGAGAAAGAGAAACAUCCUCAAUCUUUACAUCACCAUCAAAAUCAGAAGUGUUGGGGAUGAAUUCAAGGCGUACUCCUAAUAAUAGUGGUAGUGUAAACUACUGCCGUGAAGCCCGACUGGCAAUGCUGCGUGGGAAUGGACCAUUAUGGUGA